This is a messenger RNA of Rattus rattus (black rat), 1394 nucleotides long. It is a transcript of the gene Srr, whose product is annotated as serine racemase. Lineage: Eukaryota; Metazoa; Chordata; Mammalia; Rodentia; Muridae. The coding region runs from base 148 to 1128 and encodes 326 amino acids. Gene Ontology annotation, molecular function: L-serine ammonia-lyase activity; ATP binding; threonine racemase activity. The transcript is spliced from 8 exons. The record is from RefSeq and is a predicted model, not a curated record. Gene Ontology annotation, biological process: L-serine metabolic process; D-serine biosynthetic process; pyruvate biosynthetic process. Gene Ontology annotation, cellular component: cytoplasm.
AUUCAGCACGUUCAACUAGGCCCUUGCCAGAGCGUGCGAUCUGGUGGCGGAGACGACAUGUGCGCGUGCGCAGAGGUGUAACGCUGGGAAGGUACGCCGAGGCUUGGAGGUGGAGGUGCAGCGCUCAGGAGGUGAGGUUUGAGAACCAUGUGUGCUCAGUACUGCAUCUCCUUUGCUGAUGUUGAAAAAGCUCAUCUCAACAUUCAAGACUCUGUCCACCUCACACCAGUGCUAACAAGCUCCAUUUUGAAUCAAAUAGCAGGGCGCAAUCUCUUCUUCAAAUGUGAACUCUUCCAGAAAACUGGGUCUUUUAAGAUUCGAGGUGCCCUUAACGCCAUCAGAGGCUUAAUUCCUGAUACUUUAGAAGGGAGGCCCAAAGCCGUUGUUACUCACAGCAGUGGAAACCAUGGCCAGGCUCUCACCUAUGCUGCUAAACUGGAAGGAAUUCCUGCUUACAUUGUGGUGCCCCAAACAGCUCCCAAUUGCAAGAAACUGGCCAUCCAAGCCUACGGAGCAUCUAUAGUAUACAGUGAACCGAGUGAUGAGUCCAGAGAAAACGUCGCUCAACGAAUUAUGCAAGAAACAGAAGGCAUCUUGGUCCAUCCCAACCAGGAGCCUGCAGUGAUAGCGGGACAAGGGACAAUUGCCCUAGAAGUGCUGAACCAGGUUCCCUUGGUAGAUGCAUUGGUGGUACCAGUAGGAGGAGGAGGAAUGGUUGCUGGAAUAGCCAUUACAAUUAAGACCCUGAAACCUAGCGUGAAGGUGUACGCUGCUGAACCUUCCAAUGCAGAUGACUGCUACCAGUCUAAGCUGAAAGGAGAGCUGACCCCCAAUCUUCAUCCUCCAGAAACCAUAGCAGAUGGCGUCAAGUCCAGCAUUGGCUUAAAUACCUGGCCUAUUAUAAGGGACCUUGUGGACGAUGUCUUCACUGUCACGGAAGAUGAAAUCAAGUAUGCAACCCAGCUGGUGUGGGAAAGAAUGAAACUGCUCAUUGAGCCUACUGCUGGCGUCGGAUUGGCUGCAGUGCUAUCUCAGCAUUUCCAAACUGUCUCUCCAGAAGUAAAGAACAUCUGUAUUGUACUCAGUGGUGGAAAUGUAGACUUAACCUCCCUAAACUGGGUGAAGUAGGCUGAACGGCCGGCUCCUUAACAGACUGUUUCUGUUUAAAUUUAGUCUCUAGAUGAAAGUUUUGUUUCCCAUCUUCCUGUUUAACUAUUUCCAAAAUCCCAAUCAAAUAUGUAAUAGUAUAAAUCCUGUACUUAGCAGAGACACAGACAGCCUAGCCACAACCCAACAACUCCAACACUGGAGCCUUGGCUGUAGGAACCCAAAUGAGUGGCCAUUACUCCAUGUCUACUUCAGACACUGUUGAAGAGAUGUCACUUUUAACCCAA